Messenger RNA from Helianthus annuus (common sunflower), 1754 nucleotides. Its product is annotated as cytochrome P450 CYP72A219. Lineage: Eukaryota; Viridiplantae; Streptophyta; Magnoliopsida; Asterales; Asteraceae. The transcript is spliced from 6 exons. Gene Ontology annotation, molecular function: iron ion binding; heme binding; oxidoreductase activity, acting on paired donors, with incorporation or reduction of molecular oxygen. The record is from RefSeq and is a predicted model, not a curated record.
UUCACUCAUUCACAAAACAACAAACAAGUUCAAAGUUCAACGCGUGCUCGGAUCCACGCCGUGAUACUUCAACGCGUUAAAAAAAUGGAGGCGGCGGUGUACAAAUUGCCCAUCACGCGUGAUGGGUGGCCGAACACGGACCACCCCGGGUCCUCUUAGAGAGCAAGGUUUGAACGGAAAUCCGUACAGGUUUUUGUUCGGAGACAUGAAGGAGAUGGUGCAGAUGACAAAUGAGGCCAAACUCAAACCGAUCAAACUAACCGACAGUAUCCUUCCACGUGUCAUGCCCUUUUACUAUCAUAAUAUUCAUAAAAGUAGCAAUAUAUUCUUCACCUGGAUGGGGCCAAAACCUAUGGUGCAUGUCACAAAACCUCAAUUAAUACGACAAAUAUUGGCUGACUAUAAUAAAUUUCAAAAGCCAAAAUAUGGGAAUCCAUUAGCAAGUUUGCUUGGAAAAGGACUUGUAGAUGCUAAUGGAGAUCAAUGGGCCAAACAUAGAAAGAUCAUCAACCCUGCAUUCUAUGUUGAGAAACUAAAGCAUAUGUUACCAGCCUUUUACAUUAGUUGUAGUGAGAUGAUCAACAAAUGGGAAGGGAUAACAAAAGGAGGAUCUGUUGAAGUUGAUGUUUAUCCUCAUCUCCAAACAAUGACCAGUGAUGUUAUUUCGCGUACAGCCUUUGGUAGCAGCUAUGAGGAAGGAAGAAAGAUAUUUGAACUUCAACACGAGCUAGCAAAGCUAGUUGUAAAAGACAUGCAAUCAAUUUAUAUUCCAGGAUCUCGAUUUUUGCCUACGAAAAGAUACAGACGAAUGAGGGAGAUUGACUGAGAAGUGAAGAGCACGGUAAAGAAAAUUAUUAAUAAACGAUUAAAGGAAACCACAGACAGCACUAAAGAAGAUUUGUUGGGCUUAUUGUUGGAUUCAAACAACAAAGAAAUCAAGCAAAAAGGGAAUAACAAAUUUGGACUUAGCAUUGAUGAAGUCAUUGAAGAGUGCAAAGUCUUUUACUUUGGAGGACAAGAAACUACUGUAAAUUUGCUUACUUGGACUAUGAUUUCAUUGUGUCAGCACACAAAUUGGCAAGAUCGCGCUAGAGCCGAAGUUUUAGAAAUGUUUGGAGAUAGAAAACCAGAUAUCGACGGAUUAAAUCGUUUAAAAACUAUUAAUAUGAUCUUGCACGAGGUACUUAGGUUCUACCCGCCUGGUGUAGGCAUGCCGCGGAUGAUUCAUGAAGAAACUAAAGUAGGAAACUUAACAUUACCAUCCGGGUCACCCCUUAUUUUGCAUCUGAUGCUUUUACAUUACAACGCUGAAAUAUGGGGUGAUGAUGUGAACGAGUUCAACCCAGAAAGAUUUGCUGAAGUCGUGUCAAAUGCAACAAAGAAACAAGCAUCAUUUUUCCCGUUUGGAGGGGGCCCUUGUAUAUGCAUUGGACAAAAUUUCACUAUGUUGGAAACAAAACUCGCACUUGUUAUGAUUCUAAGACGCUUCUCCUUCAAGCUUUCACCGUCAUACUCGCAUGCUCCACAUGUCAUUCUCGCCAUGCAACCGCCGUUUGGUGCUCAAUUGAUUUUGAGUGAGCUUUGAUGGUUAGUGUGGACAAAACUAAUUGAAUAUGUGUUUCUUUUAUAAUUUGUAUUACUGUUGAUGGGUUUAUUUGUAGCUUUUAGCUGCUUUUGUAAAUGCACUUGUGUGAUAAGUGUUGGAUUUCCGUAAGUCUAGGGUCUGAAAUGUAACUUGUAAUAUAACGGUGAGU